This is a messenger RNA of Notolabrus celidotus (New Zealand spotty), 2352 nucleotides long. It is a transcript of the gene mycla, whose product is annotated as MYCL proto-oncogene, bHLH transcription factor a. The record is from RefSeq and is a predicted model, not a curated record. NCBI's taxonomy places the organism in Eukaryota, Metazoa, Chordata, Actinopteri, Labriformes, Labridae. Gene Ontology annotation, biological process: regulation of transcription by RNA polymerase II. The transcript is spliced from 3 exons. The coding region runs from base 357 to 1511 and encodes 384 amino acids. Gene Ontology annotation, molecular function: RNA polymerase II cis-regulatory region sequence-specific DNA binding; DNA-binding transcription factor activity, RNA polymerase II-specific; protein dimerization activity.
CGCCUUAUAACAGGAUAUCUCACUGGCGCGAAAAACGCACUGUGUGGCUUCUAUUACACAUUGUGGGGCGGACCUUGUGCCUGCUGUGUGAACCACCGGCUUUUGUGUUUUUGUUGUGUUAAACUUAGAACUUAAACAGGAGUAAAACCAGCGCCGAGGGAUCUCAUCUCUGUGGAAAGCUCGGACUGCUUUUAUCUGUGGGAUCUCUGUACGCCGGGUACACUUUUCUGCGGAGGGAUUUUCCAUGCCCUGAAUUUAACUUUGCGGUUUCAGGGAGAGCUGGUUGAAGGUGCUCGGAGGGAACAUUUGAUCUUUCCUGGGAAUUAACUCUUGAGAGGAUUUUAUAAACUGGAAGCAUGGAGUUCGACUGCUACCAGCACUACUUUCUCGACGAUUUCGACACAGAGGAGGAUUUUUACAAGUCAACUGCGCCGAGCGAGGACAUAUGGAAAAAGUUUGAGCUGCUGCCCACCCCUCCCAUGUCCCCCACCCGGACUCUGAGUGGAGCUGCCCUGCACCUCUCACCGGGGGACAAGCUGAACUGGCUGUCCAAAGUCCUGGGUCAGGACGAGGAGUGUGAGGGCCAGUUUGUCCCAGACAGUGAGGAGCUGUUCGGCAAUCUUAGCUCCAUCAUCAUUCAGGACUGCAUGUGGAGUAGUUUCUCCGCUAGUAAGCAGCUGGAGAAGGUCAGCGGGAAGGUGGUAUCGGCUGCGGCACAGACUGGUGUCCCCCCGUUGGCGCAGAUCUCCGUGAGACCAAGCAAGGCGCAGUGCGUCUCCCCCGCCGGCGCACUCCCCACCGCGGCGACAGACUGCGUCGACCCCGCGGCUGUUCUCACCUUCCCGGCGAACAGCUGCAGGAAGCCGGCGUCGUCUGGAUCUGAGUCCCGCUCUGAUUCCUCCGAUGAUGAAGAGGAGAUUGACGUGGUCACCGUAGAAAGCAAGCAGAGCCGAGUGCGCCUCGUGAAUGUCAGAAAACCAGUGACCAUCUCAGUCCGGGCUGACCCCUGCCCCAAACGCUUCCACAUGUCUGUCCACCGGCAGCAGCACAACUACGCUGCCCGCUCCCCUGACAGUGACCCUGAACCUGAGGAUGAUGAGGACGACGAUGAAGAUGAGGAGGAAGAAGAGGAGGAGGAGUAUGACGAAGAGCCCCAAAGCAAGCGUACCUGCACGGCUUCCUCGCUGAACUCCUCUGCCUCUGGCUCCGAGCCUUCCUCCCCCUCAGAGACCCCCCAGAACUCUGACACAGAGGACACUGACCGCAGGAGGAACCACAACUUCUUGGAGAGGAAGAGGAGGAACGAUCUGCGGUCUCGUUUCCUCGCCUUAAGGGAUCAGAUCCCUGGUUUGGAGUCGGCCAAGACCCCAAAGGUUGCUAUCCUGACCCAUGCGACGGAAUACCUUGUUGACCUUCACAGCAGAGAGAAACGGCAACUCCAAGAGAAGAAACGCCUCAAAACCCGACAGCAGCAGCUUCUCCGCAGGUUAUCUGAACUGAAGCGCUCCUGAGACACAAAGGAGCAUGCCCUUUUUUUUUUUUUUAAACAAUAAUCUGCCUCAUUCACUGUCAGGAACUCUGCUCUCAAGUUCUGAAAGUUUCAGUUUGUUUUUUUCUAUAACACCAUGCCUCAUGUACAUAGCUGUGUGUUCUGUCUGGAAUGAAUUCAUAUAAGUGUGGGCUUCCUAUGAACUGACUGCCAAUGAACCUGUUAGGGGGAGGAGCAGUUUUUGGUGUGUUUUUAUAUUUUCUUUGCACAUUGAUUUAGUAAUGAGCAAGAGAAGUAUUUCCUUGUGUUGAGAGGGGGGGAACAAGAAAAUAACCUUUUAAUAGUUUACCUGUGUGAUCAUGAACAGCCUAGCCUACAGAGAGUGUGUGUGUGUGUGUGUGUGAGUGUGUGUGUGUGUGUGUGUGUGUGUGAAAGCUGAUUAAGGUGUCUUAAUAUUAAUCAUUGCACACUUGAAAAUGGAGUGAGGUGUGGAAGUCUAUCUGUGUAUAUAUUUGAAAGAGUCAGUUCCCUGUGUGUUUGGAUUGUAUGACUGAAUGUUUGAUGUACAAAAUGUUCUGUAAAUAAUAGCUUAUCCCUCCUGUUGAAGGAGAUGAAAUCAAGAGUUGUCAAUGAGCUUUGCUCCUCGUUACAAGGUGCCACCAGGCAUCGAGGAAACCUCUAUUUUGUUAAGAAAACAGGAAAAAUGGGCAAAAAAAAAAGACUAAGUAGCACUGCUGUACUUUAUAUACACACGUCACUUUGUGAUUUCAAUGCUUCUCCUGAUUUUGGUUGAUUUGUGGUUUUUUUUAAGCAUGCUAACAUGGACAGCAACAUUAAAUUUUUAUACCAUAUUUGCAACAAAA